Coturnix japonica (Japanese quail) is the source of this 306-nucleotide messenger RNA. NCBI's taxonomy places the organism in Eukaryota, Metazoa, Chordata, Aves, Galliformes, Phasianidae. The record is from RefSeq and is a predicted model, not a curated record.
AUGGCGGCGGCCGAGCGCAGCCGCCGACCCCCUGACCCCCCCCCCAUUGUAGCCCAGGUGAAGCGGAAGAUCCUGGUGCUGGACCUGGACGAGACCCUGAUCCACUCCCACCACGACGGGGUCCUGAGACCCACAGUGCGACCUGGGACCCCCCCCGACUUCAUCCUAAAGGUGGUCAUUGAUAAACACCCCGUGAGGUUCUUCGUGCACAAACGGCCCCACGUCGACUUCUUCCUGGAGGUGGUGAGUGCCCCACAGCGGCCCCAUAAGUGCCCCAUAACGGCCCUAUAAUACCUACACCACGAC